UACAGUACCAGAACACGUGCCAACUGGCUUUUCCUCUUACAGACUGAAGCAGGCAUUGGUCCUCAUGCUUGGCUUCUUCUUUGUGUUUGGUCUACAGAUCAACAUCUCAAUUGCCAUUGUGUGUAUGGUAAAAGUCUCAAAUACUACCACUGACAAUACUGGCAAUGCUACUUCAAAGUUUUAUAUAUGUGAAGGGGAUACACAACCUUCAGACCCCAGCCAGUCAGUCCCUGGUGCUGAGUUUGAAUGGAACAAUUCACAGCAAGGCUGGAUACUAAGCAGCUUCUAUUUUGGAGUGCUCAUCAGCCAGAUCUUUGGAGGCAUCACAGCCACAAAGUUUGGUCCUAAGAAGGUUCUAGGUAUCGCUAUGACAACUGCUGGUAUAGUAACUGUACUGACACCAGAAGUAACUCGUGCUGGAGGAUUUGGUGCAUUGGUUGCACUUAGGGUUAUUACAGGUUUAAGUACGGGCGUAGCUGGACCAUCAAAUAUGGUAUUUUGGUCUAAAUGGGCACCAGUGUUUGAAAGAACUAAACUUGUUAUCAUAUCAAUUCAAGGAUCUACAAUAGGUGCACUUGUGACAUUGGUCACUUCUGGCAUCCUUUGCACAGUGGCAAGCUGGACUUCCAUAUUCUAUGUGUUUGGUUUAUCUUGUAUUCUCUGGUUAUUCCUUUGGCUCUUCCAUGUAUUUGACACCCCAAGAGAUCAUCCUAGAAUUUCCAAGGCUGAGAGAGAUUUCAUAGAAGACAGCAUUGGAAAAACAACACCAAUCAAGACAAGUGAAAUCCCCUGGAAGAAGAUCCUGAUGUGUCCAGCAGUUCUGUCUAUUUUGGUAAUAGCCAUGUGUGCUAACUGGGCAACAGUGUCCAUAACAACAGUGGGACCAACUUAUCUCAGAGAGAUCCUACAGCUUACCCCUCUACAGAUAGGGUUACUAUCAGGCAGCAUUGCGCUUAUAAUGGUAACAUCAACCAUUAUUUCCUCAUUAGUGGCUGACUUCCUUAGACGUCGGAGAAUUCUCUCUACAGUGGCAACUAGAAAGAUAUUCCAGGCUACAGGUUCUAUCAUACCAGCAACAAGUGCUGUGAUUAUGGGGUUCUUAGAUUGUCGUCACAGGACUGCAGCCAUCUCACUGCUUAUCUUAUCUGCUGUGGGUUCAGGACCAUCAUAUGCAGCCUUCCAUGUUAAUGCUCUAGACAUAGCACCAAGAUAUGCAGGUAUAAUCAGUGGAAUAACAAGCACAUUUGCUACUGUAUCUGGUGCUAUAGCACCAAUUGUUAUCAAAACUAUGACUCAAAAUGGCACACUUGAAGAAUGGCGAAGUGUCUAUAUUCUCAGCGCAAGCAUCGGCAUAUUUGGCCUCAUCAUCUUCCUGCUAUUUGCUCAGGGGGAAGUUUUACCAUGGGCAAAACUAGAUGAUGACAACAAAGACUUAGAACUAGUGGAAGAUACAAUAAAGUCAGAUGGUGAUCAAGAAGUUUUCAGCAUACAUAAUUCUGUGACUGUAAACACCCUGAGCCCAGAGUUUUAUGGGGAACAUAAUAUAAACUUCCAAAACAGAGGUUUUGAAAAUGAUUCAUGAAAAGGUUUUCAAGUGAUUCACAAAAAGGUUUUGAAAAUGAUUCAUAAAAAGGUUUUGAAAA
This is a messenger RNA of Owenia fusiformis, 1643 nucleotides long. NCBI's taxonomy places the organism in Eukaryota, Metazoa, Annelida, Polychaeta, Sabellida, Oweniidae. The record is from the annotation of a GenBank genome assembly.